This is a messenger RNA of Aptenodytes forsteri (emperor penguin), 416 nucleotides long. It is a transcript of the gene MAGOH, whose product is annotated as mago homolog, exon junction complex core component. The record is from RefSeq and is a predicted model, not a curated record. Gene Ontology annotation, cellular component: nucleus; catalytic step 2 spliceosome; exon-exon junction complex. NCBI's taxonomy places the organism in Eukaryota, Metazoa, Chordata, Aves, Sphenisciformes, Spheniscidae. The transcript has 4 exons. Gene Ontology annotation, biological process: RNA splicing. Bases 66 to 374 code for a protein of 102 amino acids.
CGUCCGUCCUGUCUCCGCCAGGGAAGCUGCGCUACGCCAACAACAGCAACUACAAGAACGACGUCAUGAUCCGAAAGGAGGCCUACGUGCAUAAGAGCGUGAUGGAGGAGCUGAAGAGGAUAAUCGACGACAGUGAAAUCACAAAAGAAGAUGAUGCUUUAUGGCCUCCUCCUGACAGAGUUGGUCGACAGGAGCUUGAAAUAGUAAUCGGUGAUGAGCACAUCUCCUUUACCACGUCAAAAAUCGGUUCACUCAUUGACGUAAAUCAAUCCAAGGAUCCAGAAGGCUUGAGAGUGUUCUACUACCUGGUUCAGGACCUUAAGUGUCUAGUCUUCAGUCUUAUUGGACUACACUUCAAGAUUAAACCAAUUUAAAUCAAACAAACUGGUUUAUAUUGCAGUAUCGGGGGGGGGGGG